AAACCAACACAUGGUAAUGUCAGAUUAUUUUGGGGAGAGAGGGAGAGAGAGGAAGAACAGACCAUAAGUGAAUUGAGAGCCCCAUAAGCUCUGAGGUAUCACAGGCACGCGCAUCUCUCAGCUGGAGCGCAUCAUCUGUUCAUUCCGCCACUCGACUCUCGAGCCACUCACUCACCGCGCUCGAUAUGUGAAGGUGUAACGCUCAUGUAUGUGAUUUGUCUGUGUCCCGAAACCCGAAAUAUCUGGACGAGAUGCUUUCAAAAAGGUGGAUUGUUGGAGAUUUUGUAUGGAGGCAGCGGGACACCUCCCCAUAGUUCGGCAUAGAGUGUCUCUGAAGAGUGCACGAGAGACCGUCACCAGAGUUGCCGCGGCUCGGAUUGAGGACCAUCUGCUGAAAUUACUCAACAAUCUGUGUUUUAGAGGGAUAACCAAAUUUCAAACGUGUCAGUAUCUCGCUAUAAGAGCUUUUAGAGCAUUUUGGAUAAUAUACAACAAUACUGCUUGUUUCGUGAGGGUCGCUGAGAGCUGAACUACACCACCAGGUGCCCCUGCUUAAUCUAUUCACUGGAUAACAACAAUUAAUACUGCAGAAUGUGUUCCUCUCCUUUUGGACUGCUCUCAGUUGCAUCUUGUGAAAUAUUUGCUCGGGACCACACAGGAUGAAAUGGACAUCAGCACUGCAAUAAAUUAGCCUAAUUGAAAUUCAGUGAGAAGUCUCCUCUGAGCUAUAGGAGUACAUACAUUUAUGUAUUCUGAUUAAAUCAGACAGCGUUUGAUAGAUCGCUUGGCAUCUUACUGACAGUGUGACGUCUGGAAUACAAGAAUAAAUGAACCUGAGUGGACAGACAGAGAAUUAACAAUAUCCAACAUGUUUAAACGGGGCUGUGGGCUGGAGUUCCUGCUGGUCCUCUGCGGGCUGGAGCUCUCCUGGUCUUGCCCACGCCACUGCAUUUGCUAUAUGGCCCCCAGCACUGUCAGCUGCCAAGCCCACAACUUCCUGUCCGUCCCGGAAGGAAUUCCUCCGCACAGUGAGCGCAUCUUCCUCCAAAACAACAAGAUCCAUCGACUACUGCGGGGUCACUUUAGCCCUACCACGGUCACUCUGUGGAUUUACUCCAACAACAUCACUUAUAUUGAACCAUCUACUUUCCAAGGGUUCACCUUGCUGGAGGAACUGGACCUGGGAGACAAUCGCCACCUACGUUCACUGUCUGCAGAAACCUUUCAUGGGCUGGGCCGGCUCCAUGCCCUCCAUCUAUACCGCUGUGGCCUCAGUGCACUGCCGAAUAACAUCUUCCAGGGUCUCCGCAACCUCCAGUAUCUGUACCUGCAGGACAACCAUUUGGAGAAUCUGCAGGAUGAUCUUUUCGUGGACUUACACAACCUGAGCCACCUGUUUCUUCACGGGAACCGUCUCUGGAGCCUGCACCAAAACACAUUUAGAGGACUGGGGGCUUUGGACCGGCUGCUACUGCACCACAACCAACUGCAGUGGGUGGACCGUCUGGCAUUCCACGACCUGCGGCGACUUACUACUCUCUAUUUGUUCAACAACUCCUUGACGGAGUUAGCUGGAGAGUGUCUGAUCCAGCUGCCUGCCCUGGAGUACCUUCGCCUCAACGACAACCCUUGGGAGUGUGACUGUAAGGCUUUAUCACUGUGGGAUUGGCUCAAAAAGUUCCGGGGAUCCACAUCAUCAGUGGGUUGCGUGGCACCGGCAGAACUGGCAGGCAAAGAUUUGAAACAACUGAGGAAAGAGGACUUCCCGAACUGUUCCGGAUCUGAGUCUCUGCACCAGAGUAAGACCAAGACUUGGGCAGGAACAGAUAACUCACUGACGCAGGAACCCCAUCCUGCCCAGCCUCCACAAACACGCCCACAUCACCCCCAUCUGAAUGAACAGUACUCUUCCCCUCCCUCUCCCCUGCCCCAGCCACCCCCUGCCAUAAAUGGUGUACAAGCAGGACCGGGAGGGUCCCCGGGCACAGACUCUGCUCAGAGGCCCGGCCGAUCUCGGAACUGCACACGCCAACGUGUCCGGGGCAGCAAGGGAAAAGGACCCAACGAGGUCCACAUCUUAAAAGAGAUGGCGGAUAAGGAGUAUUCCUCUCCUGAUUUCACUGGGAAAUAUGAUGAAACAUCUUCCGAUGGUUCAAACACACGAAGAAAGCACAAAUGUACCCCCCGGACCUCUGUGCAUCCCCCUAGUGGGGUCCAGAAAGCCAGCUGUGGACACUCUCAUCAUACACAUCUCUGUCUUUGUUGUAUUCUGGGACUGCUUGUGCUCAUUCUGCACUGAACUAAAUUCUGGACUAUCAUGGAUACGCCGCAGUCCUCAGAUCAGCUCUAGCUCCAGCAUUACCAGGCCUACUAAUGUGUGUAUGUUUGUGUGUGUAUGUGUGAGUGAUAAAGUGUAAUACAUUGUACAAGGAGCUUUGCCAUUUAGACUGAAAUAGAUGAAAACUGAACACUGGAUGUUAUAAAUUCAAAUUUGGGUUGGGGAACAAGAAGAACAGUAAAGCAAACUAAACAUGCUUGCACUGCCACUGUUGUUGUUCUUAAUUUUUUUCUUUUCUUUUCCCAUUUCUUGUUGUCUGGUUUCCCCUUCUAAAUGGAAAACAACUUCAAUGAAAGAAAGCACAGAUAACCAAAUAAAUGUGUAGAAACAAUGUGUAAUAUGAGACACAAGCAAGCAAUGUAGGUAUGCAAAGACAGAGGUUGUGUUUAGAAAAUAUCUCCAACUUCUUUUCUUUAAAAUUUCUAACAUAUAGAAAGGACAUUGUCCUUUGUUUAAUUUAUCACAUUAUUGCCAAAUACAUUCACAAAUAUAUCAGUGUAAGGUCUCCUAAGAUCAGGGGCCCUAUAAUACACCCGGCGAAAUGCAACGCAAGGCGCAGCGCAAGUGUGUUUGCUAGUCUGCGUCCGGCGCCGUUCGCGUUUUCCCGUUCAGCGCCACG
Megalobrama amblycephala (Wuchang bream) is the source of this 2957-nucleotide messenger RNA. It is a transcript of the gene rtn4rl1b, whose product is annotated as reticulon 4 receptor-like 1b. Gene Ontology annotation, cellular component: plasma membrane. The record is from RefSeq and is a predicted model, not a curated record. Lineage: Eukaryota; Metazoa; Chordata; Actinopteri; Cypriniformes; Xenocyprididae. The transcript is spliced from 3 exons. Bases 869 to 2299 code for a protein of 476 amino acids. Gene Ontology annotation, molecular function: protein binding.